AUUUAAAGAAAAAGAACAUAGCGUACUAUUUUUAUUGGUUCGAAGAAUAUGCUUCUAUGAUAGAUAUGUUCAUGUUUAUAUUAUUAGAUCUUUGGGUAUUGCAAUCACAAUAAAACGAAUAGAGGAAUUCAUAGCCUCACACAUACAAAAACUAACCUGUGCAAUUAUAUAAUUUAAUGAAAUUAAGUAUUUGAUAGUUUGUUAUAUAUUAAUGAAAUAAAAUUUGAAAAAUAACAAAGGGUAACUUAACAUGAAACACAAAGAAAGUACCUACGUAUGAAUAAACAGGCAACAAUACGUAUUGUAUUUCGUCGCUGUUUACAAAUGAGGAAUAUCUUCCACUGUUAGAAGAUGUAUAGAAAAAGAAACAGGUAUAGAAUAUGCAGCUAAAAUCAUAGAUAUUAGUAAUGAAACUAAUGAGGAUGGACAUACUAUGAAAGAUGCUACAUUACAAGAAGUACAUAUUCUACGUAGAGUAGCUGGUCAUCCUUAUAUUAUUGAACUACAUGAUGUCUUUGAGUCCAGUACAUUCAUAUUUUUAAUAUUUGAAAUUUGUAAGAAUGGAGAAUUGUUUGACUACCUCACAUCUGUUGUUACUCUUUCUGAGAAAAAGACAAGAUAUAUCAUGAGACAAGUUUUUGAGGGAGUUCAACAUGUACAUAAUCAAGGAAUAGUGCACAGAGAUUUGAAACCAGAGAAUAUAUUACUUGAUGAUAAUUUAAAUGUAAAAAUAACUGACUUUGGGUUUGCUAGAAUGUUGAAAACAGGAGAUAAAUUAUAUGAUCUUUGUGGUACUCCGGGGUAUUUGGCACCAGAAGUACUUAAAUGCAAUAUGUUUGAAAAUGCAGAAGGCUAUGGUCAUGAAGUUGAUGUAUGGGCCUGUGGAGUAAUUAUGUUUACAUUAUUAGUUGGUUGUCCCCCUUUUUGGCAUAGAAAACAGAUGGUCAUGCUUAGGAAUAUUAUGGAGGGAAAAUACUCAUUUACGUCACCAGAGUGGGCAGACAUAACAGAGGCCCCUAAAGAUCUGAUAAGAAAGCUACUAGUUGUUGAUCCCAAGAAAAGGAUUAGUAUUAAAGAUGCUCUGGAGCAUUCGUUUUUCCAUACUGUGCUGUGGGAUCAAGACAUCGCUCCUCUAAAACGUUCUCUAUCAACUAAUUCGCGACGUCUGAGUAGGAUUUCUCAGUUAGCUUUGGAAUUGAAAGCAAAAUCGUUUGACGCAAGGAAACGAUUCCAAUUAGCAAUCAUUUGUGUUCGCGCAGCAGUACGUAUUAAACGACUUCAUAUAACACCUGAGCCACUUUCAACUCAAGUGGCAUCUACUGAUCCUUACCGGAUAAAAAUUUUACGGAAGGUCAUUGAUGGUUGUGCGUUCAGAGUUUAUGGUCAUUGGGUGAAGAAAGGCGAAGGACAAAAUCGAGCUGCUCUAUUUGAAAACACGCCAAAGACGGAACUCAAGCAUCUUUAUGUUAGUAAUUUGAGCAGAUAACCAAUGCUUUUCUAAAGCAUUAUCUAGCUAAAUUGUUAAUUCUUAUAUUAGUUACAUUUACAGUAUCUAAGAAAAAUAUCCAGUACGAAAAGAUGAAAAAAUAACUUAUAAAAAAAAAGAGUGAUACGUAUAUAGUACUCUUUUUGGGUUUGAUUAUUACAUGAAUAAUUGUUUAAACUUUUUUUUUCUAGCAAUUAUAAAGUAUUCUUACAUUUUUUGUCAUCGGAUUUUUGCGAUAUCACGUGGUGAAUCUUGAAAUAUAUUCAUUGUUUUAUACGUUGUUGAAGACAAGCAUUGAUUAGAUCAUUUAGUUUAUAAAUUUGUUGCCAAGUUGAGGGGGUUUUAACGUAGUCUAAUUUAUUGUUUUGAAACAUAGUGAUGCUCAAUAAACGUAAGUUACAUCCACUAUUAAAAAAAAGUUCUAAACUGUGAACAAGUUUUUUUUUUAUUAAUAUGCUAUAAAUCAUUAGCAUCGCACCCUUGGAGUGUACUUUGUGUCUAGAUAAAGUAUUAUAUCAAAACAGUUUGUAAAACUAUUUAAAAUUCGUAAUGUGUUUCUUUACAGUAUUUUGCGCUCUUUUCAUAGCACAAUAUAAGAAAUAACUUAUUUUCAGAAUAAUUUAAUAAGUUUAACAACUUUUGCAUGUGCUAAAUAAGAAAAUAAGACUUACAACAAGUAUAUACGAAAUAUAGAUGCUGGUGCUCCUCGUACGUACAAACAUAACGCGCUAUGACCUAAAUGUAGGAAAUUUUUCGGUUCCAUGACUUUUAUGUUUGUACGUUUGUAUAAAAUAUUCUCGCUAGUGUAAAUAAAAGUCAUAUAAUUUAUUACAAAUCAGCAACACAUAAGAAGUUUGUACUAAUCUUUAUUACAAUAUAUUCUUGAUAUUUUGCCACCUCCGAUUAAUAUUAUUGGUACAAAGCUGAAAUUAAAUAAUCAAUAAUAAGUGUAAUGAGAAAAGGUCUAGUGUAAUCCAGAAAUCAUAUAAUUUUUACGAAAUUUAUCAAGAAUAUAUGUAUAGUACAAAAUUUUAAAAACUUUAUAGAAAAAUUCAACGUAUUAAGUACGUGAAAUUAUAAAUUUAUUAAAAUUUGUAUUGUUGAAGUAAUGUAUUCCAUAGUAAUAUUGUUUACUAAGUUCUGUAUGUAGAUUGUAGUAUACGUUUUAUGCAAAUUCUAGUCAUAUUUUGUACUGCUGAAUUUGUUUUAGAUUAUAAAA
Messenger RNA from Osmia lignaria (orchard mason bee), 2705 nucleotides. It is a transcript of the gene PhKgamma, whose product is annotated as phosphorylase kinase gamma. Gene Ontology annotation, cellular component: phosphorylase kinase complex. Lineage: Eukaryota; Metazoa; Arthropoda; Insecta; Hymenoptera; Megachilidae. Gene Ontology annotation, molecular function: ATP binding; calmodulin binding; phosphorylase kinase activity. The record is from RefSeq and is a predicted model, not a curated record. Gene Ontology annotation, biological process: glycogen metabolic process; protein phosphorylation.